GCGUUUUAAUCAUUUUUUUCUUGCUGACCUUGACGUUUGUUGUUAGGUUCUCAAUGUAUUUAAAUGUUAGUGUAGGUUUGUGAGACAGCCGUCAGAGAAAUAAGUAGUUGAGCCUAUGUUUUAAUACUGAUCCUUUCUCACAGCUAUUUGCAGCAUAUAUUAUUCUGUUUGGGUACCACUCCCAAUUCGGAUUUUAACCGUUGUUACUGAUACAUUUCUGGUUAUAAAAUGAGUGACGACGAUCAAGUUGUACGACAAAGAACAGGGGAUGUUGUAGAACCAACUACUAUUACUGCUUCUUCGACUACUUCUAAUACUAUCAAUAUCGAUACACAAGAUGAUGUAUUAAACGCUAAGAAACAAACAAGCGAUGAUGAUGACGAUGACGAACCAAUUGAUCCAAUUAGACCAGAUUUUGAAGCCGCUGAAAAACUACAUCAAGGUACAAGUCAUGUACCGCCAAUAAUUGAUUUCUUAAAUAAAUUUCUUCCACCACGUUGGGUUAAUUGGACUGUACGAUUAUUUACAGGCCUACUAUUAAUUUCAGGAUUUACACUUCUUAUUUACUUGGGUCCAUUGGCAUUAGUACUUAUGGUUUUAGCUAUUCAAUUGGCUUGCUUCUAUGAAAUUAUCAAUAUUGGUUAUUUGGUUUAUCGAUCGCAUGAUUUACCUUGGUUUCGAUUAUUAUCGUGGUAUUUUUUGUUUACAUCAAAUUAUUACUUAUUUGGUGAAAGUUUAAUCGCCCGAUUUCGAUUACUUUUAGCUAAAGAAGAUUUUCUACAACCAUGGAUAACUCAUCAUCAGUUUAUUUCAUUUUCAUUAUAUUGUGCUGGGAUUGUUGCAUUUGUUCUAAGUUUAGUUAAAAGGCAUUAUAUUAAACAGUUUACUUUGUUUGGAUGGACUCAUGUUACACUGCUUAUUUUCGUUACAUCAUCUUAUUUCUGUAUUGAAAAUAUUUUCAAUGGUUUAAUUUGGUUUCUUUUACCAGUUUGUCUAGUUAUAUGCAAUGAUAUUAUGGCAUAUGUAUUUGGAUUUUUCUAUGGGAAAACACCACUUAUUAAAUUGUCACCGAAAAAAACAUGGGAAGGUUUUAUUGGCGGUGGUUUAUCCACUAUACUAUUCAGUAUAUUACUAUCUUAUAUUUUAUUAAAAUAUGAUUAUUUCGUAUGUCCAAUUGAAUGGGAUGAUACAAAAGGUUCUUUAACAAUGAAUUGUACUAGAAAUCCUGUAUUUAUAGCACAGAUCUAUGAUUUACCGAAGUAUUUAUUCUUUCUUCCAAUACGUCAAAUCACUUGGUAUCCAUUCUUACAGCAUUGUUUAAUUAUCAGUAUAUAUACAUCAGUUGUUGGACCAUUUGGUGGAUUCUUCGCUAGCGGUUUUAAGAGAGCAUUUAAAAUUAAAGAUUUUGGUGAUUUUUUCCCUGGACACGGUGGUGUAGUUGAUCGUUUUGAUUGUCAAUUAAUAAUUGGAACAUUUGUAUUAUUUUAUUAUAAUUCAUUUGUUCGAACUUAUAGUCCUGUUUCUCUAUUACCAAAAAUCUACAUUUUGCCACCAAAUGCACAAAUUCUAUUUUAUCGUCUACUUACGGAUGGUCUUUAUAAACGUGGUCUACUUCCUAAUCAAUUAGUAGAUGCAGUAAAUGAAUAUUUACCAUCUACAUCAGGAUCAAGUUCAACAACAAUACGACCAACUAGUUCAUCGUCGUCAUCGUUGAAUAAUGUUGAAGUGUAGAAAGUAUUUGAAAAAAAAGAUCAACCAAUGAGAAUAUAAGCCAACAAGUGAUAGUGUUACAAACACACACACACACACACACACUAGAGCUACAGACAUUCAUGUGCGUUUAACUUAUUUUUCAUACAGAAAGAUGAAAUAUAAAAUUACUUCGAUAAAAAUACUUCUACUAGUGGGCUUGGCGAUUGUUCAAGUUUGAAUUUUACAAUGAGAUUGCGAUUAAAAAUGUGUUGUUGUUCUCCUCCCCCCCUCCCUCUCACUUAUCAUUAUUAUUCUUAUUCCCAUUACUUAUUUGCUAACAUGCUUUUAUUUUAUACUUGCCCCUCGCAUAGACAAGUGUAUUGUAGAUCAUUAACAUAAUGAGAUAUGCACUCACAUAUAUACAUAUAUAUAUAAACCGCAUACAGACACACACACACACAGUCACGCAUUAUGGGGUGUAAGACUAACGUUAAUAACUAGUCCACUUUACAUUGAAAUUUGUUUUCAACUUUUAAAUUAAUUAGUAAAUAUUUGUUGUACUACUUACUAAUUUGUACUACUUAUAUAUAAGUAGUAUGUGUUGCUAGCUGAAUUGAACUGAAAGAAAUCAUUAAAUACAAGCAGAAAUUUAAAAUGUGAAUCAUGAAAGUGUCAAUACAAUUGUGUUUUAACAGAAUAUGUAGAAUUUGUUUCUUGUUUAUUUUUAUUGUAGAAAAUAAAAAUAAGAUACUGAUUUACUACUCUAUUCAAUCCAGUCAAUGUAGUACUGUUUUAAUUGAUCAUCAUCAUCAUCAUCAUCAUUUAUUUUGUAUUGUUCACUUAUGUGGUGCAUUUCCCUCUCUCUCUCUCUCUACGUGUAACCGGCUUGUAUCUGUUUACAUAACCUCAUCAUCAUUAUUAUUGUCAUUGUCAGUGUUAUUAUCUGUUUUACACCCGUAUAUACUGCUUACUAUACACUCAUUAACAUAAAUUUUCUUAUCAAUAAGAGAGUAAAAGUAUCAAACAUUAAUAGGGGUGGGGAGACUGUUGCUAUUUCUAUUUAAUUAGAGUUAUGAAUAAUACUGUUAUGUCAUUCAAUGAUAUAUUCAUUCUGUGAUUUCUUCAUUUAAUAUCUAUGUGAUACAUAUUGAUGAAGUGUAUCAAUUUGACAGUGUGCAUAUAUAUAUAUAUAUAUAUAUAUAUAUAUAUAUAUAUAUAUAUAUGUGGAUAUACAUUCAUAUUUUCAUAGAUGCUUACAAAAGUAUUGUGUUUUCUUUUUCUUUUAAUUUUUACAUCGUAUCCUGUGUCACUUUGAUACAGAUGCAUUUAAUAAAAGUAAUGAUCUUUACACAUAUAUACACUUCCACUUAAUCAGUAGUGACACUUUGUUGUCUAUAUAUAGUUUAAUGAUGGAUUAUGUUAAUUCAAUUGUUGAUAGUCUUAUUAUGUUUCCUGAUUGGAAAGGCUGUAUGGUCAUUUUUGUUUCGUCCAUCAAAUCAUUCCAUCUAGGUUAAUGUGAAAGUGAUAUGAUUGGGCUAAAAUUGUU
Messenger RNA from Schistosoma guineensis, 3238 nucleotides. The record is from the annotation of a GenBank genome assembly. NCBI's taxonomy places the organism in Eukaryota, Metazoa, Platyhelminthes, Trematoda, Strigeidida, Schistosomatidae.